Eimeria tenella is the source of this 612-nucleotide messenger RNA. RefSeq lists its product as uncharacterized. The record is from RefSeq and is a predicted model, not a curated record. The coding region runs from base 1 to 612 and encodes 203 amino acids. NCBI's taxonomy places the organism in Eukaryota, Apicomplexa, Conoidasida, Eucoccidiorida, Eimeriidae. The transcript is spliced from 2 exons.
AUGCGUCCACCAGAACAGUAUGAAAAGCAGCAGCAGGUGUUUUUUGCUGCAGCAGCAGCAGCAAGGACCCGAUCCUGCUGCUGCCCCACGCGUUCCUGUAGCAGGAGCAGCAGCAGCAAUCGUCCAACCCUGCAGCAGCGGCACCAAUACAGAACCAGCAGCAACAGCAGCACCACUUCAAGAGGUACCCUUCACAGCAGCAGCAGCAGCAGCCACGGCAGCAGCACUAGCAGCACCACAGUCAUCUACACCUGUGCCGCAGCAGCAGCACUUCUCUACGUCGAAACAGCAGCAGCAACAGCAGCAGUUUCCACCAGUGGUUGCGCAGCAGCAGUUGCUGCAGUAGGCUCCGACUCUAGGACCGCAGCUGCAGCUGCAGCAGCAGCUGCAGCUGCAGCAGCUGCAGCAGAAACGGCAGCAGGAGGCCCCCUCUUCUCGAAAGAGCAGCAGCAGCACUAUCUACAAAUCCCUUUACUAACCGCAGGCAUCUACGUCUCUAAGACGGCGGCAGCAGCAGGAGCAGCAGCAACAGCAGCAGGGGGCUCCUUUGACAGCAGCAACAGCAGCAGCAGCAGCAGCAGCAGCGACUCUCGCAAGUGGGAUCUGAAUUGA